This is a messenger RNA of Penicillium manginii, 954 nucleotides long. RefSeq lists its product as uncharacterized. The transcript is spliced from 2 exons. The record is from RefSeq and is a predicted model, not a curated record. Bases 1 to 954 code for a protein of 317 amino acids. NCBI's taxonomy places the organism in Eukaryota, Fungi, Ascomycota, Eurotiomycetes, Eurotiales, Aspergillaceae.
AUGGAUCUCGAUUACAAACCAUUGUAUAAACACUCAAAGCUCGACUCCAAUCGCUUCCGUAAAAAGCCUGUCGACAAGCCUCCAUCUCCGAUGCAUCGCUCCUCCGAAGCCUUUGUGAACCGGCUCCCUUUUCUAUAUUCGAAAACCGAGGAGAUUGUCUGGAAAUGGGAGCAGUCCAAGCUCUGUGGCCAGAGCAUCAACACUACCUUGCAAUCCACUAUCAUGCCACAGGAUCACCCUUCCAACAGACCUGACAGGGCAGACAAAUUCGUUUCUAUGCUAAAUGGAAGUGUCGUCGUGAAGCCUUCGGCCCACCUGACGAAUCUGAAGCCGGAGGAAUAUCAUGUGGGAUUUCUGCAUACAGAAAACCUGACAGAUAUGAAGAUCAUUCUCCUUGGGCUACCCGAAUGGAAAAGACCUUCCAAAGUCCGGGAAAGCAUGCUUCGUUUUGAGAAUUUGCUGGCCGGGAAAAGUUUUCCACUCUUCUACAAUUGGUCAACCGAGUACUGGAUCUCAGAUUCGGUCAUUCUAGAUCCACGGUCAACCGAUGAGGUGGAGAUGAUCAGUAAGGGAAAACGGACGGCAAGUAGUCAAUAUUUGAGGUACCUUUGCGCUGGCAUUCCGUCAACCACGAUGGGACCUCUUUUCAACACGCUUGUGACCUCGGGGAAUGCAGACCCAGCCUGCUUUGAGUAUUCGAUGGGGUUCAUUUGGAUUCAUGCGUCGAUAGAUCCGAAGAACUUCGAGAUAGAACUUGACACCUCUAUCGAUCCGUCUUGUGAUCGCAUUGAUUACAUGCUACAACAGAUGAGAGAGAGAUCGUGGUUGGUUCAGGCAGAGCUAGCGAUCAAGCUCGAGAGGUCCAGCAGGGUGAAAGCCGCUAUCUCGGUUCAGGUUUUGGGCGUUUCUCAAGUCCGCGUCACUUCUACUCAUAAACCAAUUACUCAUCAGUAG